Molecule: messenger RNA, 3280 nt
Organism: Physcomitrium patens
Lineage: Eukaryota; Viridiplantae; Streptophyta; Bryopsida; Funariales; Funariaceae
Source: RefSeq, a predicted model, not a curated record
GAUCUAUGGAUCGAUGGAUUGAUCGAUCGGCAUCGGAACAUCGUCAAUGAGGAGAGUCGACAUUAAUCCAGCCUCGUACCCAAGAUUUUGGUUACAUCAGCCUUCAACAAUCGUGCAAUCGGGGAAAGAAAAACUGAAUGGUUUUCCUCACGUUUCCCAAGCUUUCCUUGCUCUCGGCGACCCUCACGCCAUCGAAAGUACGCCCGAUUGCGUGCUACCCUGCAUUUCCGAACUCGUCGACGUCAUGGUUAAGCUAUUGUGUUGCCGGUUGCUCGAAUCACUCCAUUGUGUAAUGAUAGUUGGACGGAUCCCAUGCACGGUCACUCCAUGCUGCCGCGCCAGCCGCCGAAACGAGAUCGAUCAGAGUUGGUUUGAGCUGGGAGGAGGAGGAGCCCCAUCACGACCCGGAUGUAGCUCGUGAGGAAGCACAUCAGGUGCCACGCAGGGGUGGCUUCUGAGAGUUUCUGAGGGUCGUGCUGGGCUCGUCCCUUUCUGGUUUGUUUGUUGGAGAGUUUUUGUGGACUGUAUUGUGAUUAUUUAGGUGUCUUUUUUGUACUAUUUCAAGUUGAUCUGUUGGGAAAAGGGUAUAAGCUCGUGGGGUCCCUGGGCGGGAGGUGCUGUCUUGAAUUUCCGGUCAAGGUCUCCCAACUUCUACCCAACAGUUCCAGGGUUUGUGUGUGUCGUUGCAAUCGGAGGAGAUAUUGCUGCCGAUUUCAGGGUUGGACCAUUAGUAUUUGGUUUUGCGAUCUCUGGGCGAUGUGUAGUCAAAUCACUUGCUGAACAGCUUGCACAUGCUUGCCAAAACUCACGAAACGCCUUCGGUAUCAACAGAAUGGAUGCCAUUGGGCAUGGUUUCUUGCUGCUUCCCCACACCUCACUCCUAAGAUCCAAGCAACCGAACACGUUACGAAAAUUCGCCGAAUUUAACUACCCGCCUCUCCCCGGAUUGUCAAAUAGAAGAACUGUUCCAAAAUGCCCUAAAAGACUCCAAAUGACUCUUGGGAUGGCGAAUUUUUCUUCAAUUGACAUACCACGCAAAGGUAAGUCUAACAAUGAAACAAGAACAUUAAAGGACUCUUUCGGAAAGCCCAAGCUGCAGCGGGGUGCAUCGCAUGAAGGAAAGGACCUCACAGAAGCGCCCGCAGACUCUUCCAAACAUUCUCGUGAUGCUCCUGUGGUUACAUUGGACAAGAGCGCCACCGUUGGUCCAGGAAUGCAUCACAAAAAGACCAGUUUAAGUUGGAGUGGGAAGCACAGCGGACAAUUGGUGUGGAAGGAGCUUCAAGAACUCGUUAAGCGAGAUACAGGGCCACCAUCGUGGUAUUGUUACGAGGAUGCUGGUAGUCGACCAGAGAAUGCUCCUCUAUUUUUCUGCCUUCCAGAUAUCAUUUCCAAUGGCUUGAGCUUGGCACUACACCAAGAGAAGCUUGCACGGUUGUUCGAGGUGCGGCGAUUGCAUGUUCCAGUCACGGACGAAUCCUCAAAUGAAGACUUGAUUUCGAUAAUUGAAGGAGCCGUGAGAGAGGAGUCGUCACUUCGAAAGGAUAGACCCAUAUAUCUUAUGGGUGAAGGAUAUGGCGCUCUUCUCGCCAUUUCCGUUGCGGCUCGCAAUCCAGAGAUCGACUUGGUAUUAGUUCUUGUAGACCCCGCGACUUGGUGCGACAAGAGUAGUAUCCUGCCUCCAGGUGUAGACGUGCUGGAUGCGGCUCCUGGUCCUGUUUCAUCGUCGAUUCCGUUUCUUUUCUCAAUGAGCAUUGGUGAUCCUCUCACCAUUGUAAAGGCCAUAGUGGAUCCCUCUCUUCCACGAUUAGAGAAAUCACAGCAAUUUAUGGUGGCUUUGCGAGACGUGCUUCAAGUUAUUGCUACUGCUUCUGUAGUUUUGUCGAGAGAUGUAGCCCGGCGGAAGGUGAAUCAGUUGCAGAUGGCUGCGCAUAAAGCUGUAUUUGAUAUGAAGAAUGUCAAGGCUGAUGUGUUUGUGCUGUACAGUGGAAAACCACAGAAUCAAAAUGAGGCAGAGAGAUUGCGGCAAUCUAUACCCUCUGGUACGGGUCGAAUCUUCAAAGACCGCCGUGGUGCCCUACUUCUGGAAGAUGGCAUUGAGCUAGCGAGUUUGAUCAAAGCCACUCACAUGUACAGGCGCGCUAAAUUACGCAACAUUGUCACAGACUACGUACCCCCUACCGACGAGGAGAAAGAGUGCUUUCGGAAGGCUCACCUGAACCUAAUGAAGCAACUAUUCAGUCCCGUGUAUUUCCACGCAAAGGGAGAUGGGUCAGUGAAAAGAGGCUUGCCUAAGCUCACCAAAGAAAGGCCGAUCCUUCUUGUCUGCAAUCACACAUUCGUGGGAUUCGAUUUAGGGGUUAUAAUAGGAUCUUUCAUGGACGAUCAGGACGUGUUUAUUCGCGCUCUAGCACAUCCACUCUUGACAAUUGACCAACCUGGAGAAUUGAUGGUGGAUUCUUCACUGCCGGAUUUGGCGCGCUUGCUCGGCUCUGUUCCUGUAUCCGGGAGCAAUCUUUACAAGUUGUUGGCUGCCAAGGAGACAGUCUUUCUUCUCCCAGGUGGCAUGAGGGAAGCUGUCAAGCGGAGGGGAGAGUCCUACAAGUUGAUUUGGCCAGCCAAACCAGAGUUUGUGAGAACUGCCAUCCGGCAUGGUGCUGUAAUUAUACCCAUGGCUGCUGUAGGCGGUGAUGAGUUUAUCAAGAUAAUCGCGGAUCAGCAUCAGAUUUUAAAUUUACCUGUAAUUGGAGAUCAACUUCAGCGCAUGGGUGACCAAAUGCCUCGUGCCAGAUCACCGAAAGAGGGAGUACCAGAGGAAGGGCACAUGUUGGGCACCGUUGGCAUUCCAACGCCUCCCCCUCGAAUGUACUUCAUAUAUCAGAAGCCAAUUUACACACACGAGCUGCGUGACUCCUUGAACGACAAAGAAACCGUGUCGGCGCUGUAUCAGCAAGUCAAGUCGGAGAUUGAGACAGGUAUCUCCUAUCUAUUGAAGAAGAGGGAGGAAGACCCUUAUCAAUACUUUGUUCCCAGGGUUCUGUACGAGAAGUCUUGGGAUAAGCAAGCGCCAACGUUCAAACCAUAGCUGGGGACUCACCUCGUAAGCCAAUUAAUUCCCCAUCAUGUGGGGAAUUCUACAGAACAAGAUCUAGUUCAGGAAUUAUUGUUUGAAUUCCAGAACCCUAGUUUCUAAAUUAUGCAUUUGUCACAUGAGAUUUGAUAAGUGGCAAUUAUGGAUCAACUUGACAGAAAUCAAUGGCCAAUAUUUUUUUAAGGGUUA